This is a messenger RNA of Salvelinus namaycush (lake trout), 1671 nucleotides long. It is a transcript of the gene stard10, whose product is annotated as StAR-related lipid transfer (START) domain containing 10. Gene Ontology annotation, molecular function: lipid binding. Lineage: Eukaryota; Metazoa; Chordata; Actinopteri; Salmoniformes; Salmonidae. Bases 639 to 1439 code for a protein of 266 amino acids. The record is from RefSeq and is a predicted model, not a curated record. The transcript is spliced from 6 exons.
UGUGUCACCAACGCUUUCCUCUCUUCUCCACACUGCACCAUCAACCUCUAACGACGUCGAGGGACCAUAGGGGGGCACACAGCGACGCAGGGGAACUGAAAUGUAAACGGGCAACGAUUGAUCAUAGCCUUGGACUUGUCAGCCUUUCAUUUCCAGCCGAGUCGCCGUGAGACAGCAGAAACAUAUGGCUCCCUGAAAUAGCUGCUGCGGACCAUAUUGAACUGCAAUUGAUUCACGCCAGAGGGUCAAUAGUGUUAUACGAUAAAAGCCGGAAAGCUUCCACUCGUGACUAUAGUUUCUAUGAAAUAUAUGUUAUUUUUAUACCGGUGUUUUUGUGCUUUCGUUUUUGUACGCUUUCGGUGAUCCCGCGCAGCUCCCCUUUCUAACACCCAUCAUAACAAGACUCGGUUUAGCGGGUUGCUUGCUCGGCGAUAAAUUAAAUUAGAUGAAUAAUUCACUACGAGGAUAGAGGAGUGCGCCGUUUAGCCCAGUCACUCUUCACCGGCGCCCGUUCGUCCCAGUUUGCCUCGGGAUUGGGUCUCUUCGCCACCGGGAGUUCCCCUACCUCGGCUCGGUCUCGUCGUUGUUCUUCCCGGUGACCUACAGAAGAGCGAGCUCGCGCUCUUCGCUAACAGAUCAUGUCAGCGGAAUCGGUGUUGAUCCCGGACGACCGGGCAUUCAGCAACUUCAAGGAGGAGUGCGGGAGCGAGGAGGGCUGGAGUCUGACCUACAACAAGACUGGCAUGACCGUGUGGACCCAGACUAUUGGAGGAGACGAGGAGAAGUCACUCCACAAGAUCAAGUGUCGGAUGGCGUGUAAGGACGUGCCAGCUGAGACCAUGUAUGAUGUUCUCCAUGACAUCGAGUACCGGAGGAAAUGGGACGCAAACGUCAUCGAAACCUUCGAUAUCGGAAAACUCACUGUUAACGCAGACGUGGGCUACUACUCCUGGAAGUGUCCCAAGCCGCUGAGGAACCGUGACGUCAUCACGCUGCGCUCCUGGCUGCCCAUGGGCAGUGAUUACAUCAUCAUGAACUACUCUGUCAAACAUGCCAAAUACCCCCCUAAGAAGGACAUGGUACGAGCAGUGUCCAUCCAGACUGGCUACCUGAUCCAGAGCCAUGGACCGAACCACUGCACUCUUACCUACCUGGCACAUGUGGAUCCAAAAGGUUCACUACCCAAGUGGGUUGUUAACAAGUCUUCCCACUUUCUGGCUCCCAAAGCGAUGAAGAAGAUCAGUAAGGCGUGUCUAAAGUACGGAGAGUGGAAGCAGAGACACAACCCAGGCUUUAAGCCCUGGCUCUACCCUGAGCAGACUACACUUCCCACAAUCCCUGUGUCCGAGCUUAGCAUCCAGCACGCAGACAGCCUGGAGAACAUUGACGAGAGUACACUCAGCGAGAUGCAAACGCGAGAGGAGAGAGACAGCGACUAACAUCACACACAUAACACACACUUUGUUUUCCCUCUCCAGUCAGUCUCUUUGUCCUGAAUCACUGCCCCUAUUGUCCAUUAUAACAUGUGUCUCUGGAUCACAUUGGCUGUAUUCUGUAAAGAAUCCUGAACACACACACCGGUCCGCUCUCUGUUCCUCAACACUACAGAUGUAUGAAUGUAUGUAGAGUUCAAUCUUAAAUACAGAUUCCUACAAAGGUUUUCAUAUUUCA